Caenorhabditis remanei is the source of this 585-nucleotide messenger RNA. RefSeq lists its product as uncharacterized. The coding region runs from base 1 to 585 and encodes 194 amino acids. Gene Ontology annotation, biological process: mitotic DNA replication initiation. The transcript is spliced from 3 exons. The record is from RefSeq and is a predicted model, not a curated record. Lineage: Eukaryota; Metazoa; Nematoda; Chromadorea; Rhabditida; Rhabditidae. Gene Ontology annotation, cellular component: GINS complex.
AUGGCUGGACUGGGAAAACAGAUCGUUGAAUCCAAGUUUUUCGAUCUGGACGACAUCAUAGCGAGCUCGGAAUCCACGUCGUGCACAUUUGAAAUUGGCGAACUCAAUCCAGAUUUUUUCCAAGAAAUGGUCGGUAUCGUGAAGCCUACUCAGAAUGCGGAGGGAUAUGGUGUCGAUACCCCUCUCUGGCUUCUGAAUCCUGAUAUCAUAAAAACCCCUGUGACGAUCCAUCUCCCUCAAGCGUAUAGUGUGAAUAUGCAAGGUGUUCUCAAUGCCGAUGCUCGGAAUGUUAAUCUUUCUCGAAUGCAACAACAGUUCUAUACAAACGGAAUGCAGUUAUGCUACCUGACAAAAAAGCAAAAUCCAGACGGUGCACUGAACCUGGCCCGGUGCCUGCUCUCUACGGUCACUCAACGGCUGGGAGGGAUCAUUUCAAGUUCGGCGAAUCAAAGAACGAAAGGAGAUCGUUUUGAUGGUCUUGAGAUCAAAGUGUUUUUAGAAGGAAAGCGAUGUAAAGAUGAUAUUGAUCGGUGGUUACGGCAGGACAAUAAAAGUAUGAGCAAAAAACGGAAGAGGAAUUCGUAA